CGGUGGCAUCGAUCGGCAUCCGAAAGUUUGUUGUCUGAAAAUUGUGAAAAUUCAUUGAAUUUUUCGAGUGCUUAACAUCCAAAAAGUGUUUCUGUCGGAUCCUGGUGCGCGAAUAAAUCGUUGCAGUGCUUCGAACUAUCCCAUUCGCAACGGCAAAACUGCUAUUCUUUGUUUCCUUUUUCGACUUUUUCCCCUUUCGAGAGAAGUGCGAAAUAUGUGCGUUCCAUUGCGGCGGGUGUCGAAAAUAAGAUGUCUACACCUGUAAAGCGUAAAAUUACACUCGAGCUCAAUCCGAAUAAAAAAGUUCUUCCCAAGGAUCGCCCCAGCGUGUUCCAGCGGCUCGGAACCAAAAAAUUCCAAACAUCGGUCACUGGCGGAAGCGGUCCCGUAAAGCUACACCAGGAACAAGAUUCGACUGUCAACAAGGAAGAGAUCGUCAAGCGCAUUGUUGGCUGUGACGAUCCCGAACCGGUUCCACCUCCGAAAAUUGUACCGGAGAGUGUCUCGGCGCACGCCAGACUCAUUGAAGCGCAGCUUGCAGCCAAACUCGGCAAGGUUAUAGUUAGCAGAGGCGAAACUAUUGGCGCUGUUGUAGGCCCAUCGAACGUGGGUAACGUUUCCAACCGGAGCGAAGCGGAACGUGGUAGUGGUGGUGGUGGUGGUGGGGGUGGACACAGCGUUACGUCGACCAUAGAACGAGGUGGGCCUGGUGGUGGUAGUAGUUCCGCGCCAUCAGGUGGAGGCGGCGGAGGUGGUGGCUGGGAUCAAUCCAGUCUGGAGAAUGCUGAUCAGGACAUUCUAGAGCGCAAACGAAAAGAAUUACAGCACGAGCUGAAACUAGAGAUGGACGCCAGUGGAGGUGGAAGCAGUCAUCAUCACCACCAUCAUCAUUCUUCAUCGUCAAUGAUGAAGCAAAAAUCCGCUAAGGAGACGCUGGUAGUGAAGAAGAUUCGCAAGGUACCGGCACCACGUAGGUCUUCCUCUAGUUCGGAUAGUUCGAGCAGCAGUGGAUCGGAUUCAUCAGACUCGGAUUCAAGUUCUAGCUCGAGCAGUUCCAGCCGAGAUUCUAGAAGAGUGAAGAAACGAGCCGUUAGACAACGACGCGAUUCUAGCUCUAGCUCGGAUGGGGGCGGAGGCAAAAAAGUUGCCAAGAAGCAUGUCAAAAAGGUUUCUGCAGAUGGAACUAAGCGAAUUGUAACUAAGAAAAUCGGAGGUCAUUUAACUAAGAUUCGCGUCAAGAAAGUUACGAGUCCUGGUGGAACAACCAGUCACAUUCGUAAAGUUGCCAGGGAAGUUUCCCCUAGCGGAAAGACACCGACAAAAUACACCGUCAAAAAAGUGGUGGCUUUGAAGAAAGAAAAACAUGUUGCCGUUGUUGAUGCACGUGAACGUGUUCGCGAAAAGGAACGUGAAUUAGCUCUCCGGGAGAAGGAACGCGAAAGAGAGAAAGAACGUUUGCGUCUUCGCGAAAGAGAACGGGAACGGGAACACGUCAAGAGUCGCUCUCCAAGAGCGCACAUCCGAUCCCGUUCGCCACGGGCACGAAUAUCGCCGACUGUUGUACCGGUUUCUGCCCGCGGAAGAGAGAAGAAAAAAUCUCCUGAAGGAUCUAGAUAUAGAGAACCGGUUGCAGCCGUGGUUAGACGACCAGAGCGGUCCCCGGAACGCAUUGACGAUCGGCGAAGACAUGAAACGCUGAAAGACCGUGAACGUCGUGAAAGGCAGGAACGGGGAGAACUUGCCAGGACCAAGGAACGCGAAGAAGCGCUUGCUCGUUGUCAGGAGCGACAGCGUGAACGGGAACGCCUCGCCGCUGCUAAAGAGAGACCAGCUCCCCGACGCGAACGAGAAAAUCCUGUUGAUGGCGGUUUGGACAAACCCGAUCGCCAUCGGCCAGUUGAACGACUUUUGCCACGUCCAGCAGAACGUGCGCGAGCUUUGGCUGCUGCUAGAUCUCCUGGUAAAAUCGAUCACGACCGUAGCCGUACUCCUAACUCACCGAGAAGCCGUGAUCGGCUCGCUCCUCGGGAGCGAUCAUUUGACCGUGGUGUCGUGGAAAGAGGAUUUAUAGAACAUCAUGAUCGUCGUACUCGUUCCAGGGAACGAGAAUAUGUGGCUCCUAUUGUUAGAGGCGCAAGGAGCCGUGAUAGUCCAUAUGACCGUCAUGCAGCUGCCCCAGCUCGAGAUACCCGAGAGUACAGGGAACCUGAAGGCCGGCCCGCUUACGACAGAGAAAGAGGUCGCAGCCAAGACUAUGGUCGCACCGAAUACCCGGAUGAUCCUCCACCAAGACGAGAACUUGAUAGAGAAUGGGAACGGAACCGUGAACCAGAUCGUGCACCACCAGCGCCGCGUACGUAUGAAAGACGUGAAGAACACGGUCGAGAUUGGGAUCGUGAGCACUGUCGUCCACCACAUAGCCACAGCCAUGAACCUGAUUCUUAUCAAGGUCCGUCUAGGAACUGGGAUGAAUCACGCUGGAAAGAAGCUGAUGGUUGGGUUAACGAAAAGGAACGGAAUGAAUGGAAGUUCAAGGAGCGUGCAUGGGAACACGACGAUCAUCCAGCUGUGGGGCCGCCGACGCAUUCUCACAGUCAUAGUGGUGGUCGUCGAUGGCAACAUACACAUCCUGAGCCGAACCAAGGACCAAAUUGGCAUGGUAAACCAAAAGAAGAUAUGGAGUUUGGCCCACGCCACAAAUUGGCCGGAAGGCUCGGUGAUAGAGUCGGGAAUGACAACACAAUGUUCCGACGGCAGCACCAAGGCCAUCAGCCAAUGUUUCAACGCCACGGUCGUAAUGGACCCCCCGCAGGAAUAGCUCCAGGUCGUUUUGGAAAUCAGAAUAAGUAUAGCAUCAAUCGCACUCAGCAAAAUCUUGCAGCCCAACAUCAACAUCCACACCAACAUCCGCCACUCCAACAACGGCAGCAGCAAGAACAACAAACACAAGGAUCACAACCUAUUGGCCCAGGACCCUCUAAUCAGUUAAGUCAAUCAGGACCAGCCCAACCUGGUCCAUUAAUGAUCGACUCCAACGUACAACCACCGGUCUCAACGCCAACGACAACUUCUAAUGAACCUAAAGAUGAUCUUCCACCUCUAAUUCACCCGAUUCCUCAAGUAUCUGAAGGGAUUCCAGCUGUUAAACCCGUCGAGGAAUCACAAACUCAACAAAGUCCAUUAACUGUUGUUACCGUUACUACUGCUGCUCCUGUUGACAGUGCCACAUCUACUGGACCUGCCGAAAGCGUCGAAUCUACAGAUAAUGCAGCAAUACCCGACGCAGUGGAACAAGGUACGGUGGCCAACGCAGCUGCCACGACAGAGAAACCUCCCGAGCCGGUUGCUGCUCCUCCUGAGCCCAUGGAUGAGGACAAUCUCAGCGAAAUCAGCGACGAUCCGGAUGAUAUUUUGACUAGAGAAGAAGAUGAUGAUUUCACCGAUUCCUUACUGGCUGCCGGAGAGGCUAGUGAUCAGCCUAAUACGGCCAAACUCUCGGGAUCUGCACCAGUCGUUCUCAAUUCGUCCUCUAUGAUGAUUCCAUCGCAAGUGAUUCAAAAUCAUUCACAACAGUCUCAACCACAACAACAACAACAACAACAACAGCAGCAAAAUCAACAGCAACCCUCCGGCAUAAAGCGUCCUUUUUUAUCUAAAGCUCGCUACAAAUCCUACGAUGGGUGUAUCGGGGGAUCAAUCCAAGAUCUCUACGCGAAUAUCGAUGACGUUGGGACGUCGUUUCGAACCGGCCCCGGAGAAAUUACAAAUCAACUGAAUGAUUCAACCGGUGGAGCCGAUGGUAAACCAUCGACCGGUGAUUCCAACAUUCAAGACUCGAACAACCCGAUGAAUGUUGGCUUCGAUGCGCUGCAGCCUAACAUGGCACAACAUCAGCAACAAGCAGGCAGCUCGGAUGCAUCCGGGAAUGCCGCAGCUUUCAGUGCCCUAGAAGUGAAAGAUCCAAAAGAAGCUGGCAAGCUGCACGCCAACAAGGAACUGAAGGAAGAAAUGGAUCUCGAUUUUGAAGAAAUCUCCGACGGCGAAUUGGAGGAGGAGAAUAAAUUCAAAGGACUGGGCGAUGCACUCGGUGUAGAUUGGGCCAGCUUGGCACAGGAAACCCGUGCCAAGUUGAAACCGGAGCAAACCAUUCCAGUUUCGGCCCGUAAUCGUUGGAAGGCACAUCACAUUCUCUUGGACAUUGGUAUCUCGGUGCGGUUAGCCGGUGAGGCUUAUGCUCAGCGUGUACUCACGGAAUCUAAGGAAAAACUACGGGAAGAGAUAGAGGAAUUCAAGGCAGCUGCCGAGCAGCAGAAAGUUGCUGCUGUUAAAAAAGAGGAAGAAGAACAACUCUUCAAUGGAGUGAAAAUAAAGAAGGAAAUUCUCGAUGAAGAAGAACGGAAGGAACAGCAAACGGAUGAAUCUGCCGUUAAAAAAGAAGACUCGAAUGAGAAUAACGAAGUUUCCGAGCAGGAAGCCAAUCUGGCCGAUAUAGACAAAAUUCUCCAUCCGGUAGCAUCGGUGCAUGUGGCUAUGCGGGAACGUGCUCGUGCAAGACGUAACCUCAUACUUUGCGCUGCCGGACCCCAUAGUCGUGCGCUAAGUGCCCGACGUGAUUUGGAAAUUCGCCGCCAGUUGUGUGGUUUUCCUCCACAGGAAUGUAACGAACGCAUUACAGAACACCAGUCAACCCCUACCAAUCCAGAGCUACACGAAACGGUAAUGAAACUGUACCAGGCAACCAUGCAGCAGAAAAAAAUCGAAGUGCAGUAAA
Messenger RNA from Ochlerotatus camptorhynchus, 4771 nucleotides. Its product is annotated as fl(2)d-associated complex component-like. Gene Ontology annotation, cellular component: RNA N6-methyladenosine methyltransferase complex. The coding region runs from base 250 to 4770 and encodes 1506 amino acids. The record is from RefSeq and is a predicted model, not a curated record. The transcript has 6 exons. NCBI's taxonomy places the organism in Eukaryota, Metazoa, Arthropoda, Insecta, Diptera, Culicidae.